Molecule: messenger RNA, 4655 nt
Organism: Setaria italica (foxtail millet)
Lineage: Eukaryota; Viridiplantae; Streptophyta; Magnoliopsida; Poales; Poaceae
Product: lysine-specific demethylase JMJ703
Exons: 13
Coding region: 186-3974 (1262 amino acids)
Biological process (GO): chromatin remodeling
Cellular component (GO): nucleus
Molecular function (GO): histone H3K4me/H3K4me2/H3K4me3 demethylase activity
Source: RefSeq, a predicted model, not a curated record
UGUGAUUGGUCGACUCGCUGCUACCGGCUGACGACGGUACCCAAGCAAGGCUUUCUCCCGUUCACCCCCCUCUUCCUUUCUUUCCUGCCGGCGACAACUGGGCGAGCGCCGACGACUGGGCGAGCGGCGCCAUCCUCCGCCAGGUCUUCGUCGGGCCCUGCGCGGGUGAUGAGUAUUCAUCAGCAAUGAUGGGAACAGAAGGCAUUGCAGCCACAGUCAUUGAGGACCCUGAACCAUCAAUUCCACCUGGAUUUGGGCCUUUUGUUGCCUCUGCAUCGUGGGCAACCCAAGACGAUAUUAAACCUGUUGAUGCUCAUUCUAGUCCUGUUGUAGCAUUACAGAGUGUUGACAAUGAUGUGGAAAUUUUGGAAUACCUAUCCAGUUCAGUGAAUCGCCAGAGUGACACAACUUGCAGUACUUCUGGAAGCGAUACCUGCAGGAAAUCACUGCGCAACAGACCUCCAAUAGAUUAUAGUCGCUUUGAUCUUGUCGCAGACGAUGAUUCUGAUGCUGAAGUAGCAGAAAAGGGUGCAAGUUCAGCAAGACAUAGACAACAAUUCCCUAAAGGAGUACUCCGAGGAUGUCCAGAUUGUGCCAAUUGCCAAAAGGUUAUUGCAAGAUGGAAUCCAUCUGGUGCACGCAGGCCUGUUCUUGAUGAGGCUCCUGUUUUCUAUCCGACUGAGGAGGAAUUCCAGGAUACCUUAAAAUACAUUGAGAGUAUCCGCCCGAUGGCAGAACCUUAUGGAAUUUGCCGUAUUGUUCCGCCUGCUUCAUGGAAGCCGCCGUGCCUUCUUAAAGAGAAAAACAUUUGGGAAUGCUCAAAAUUUUCUACUAGGGUACAGAAGGUUGACAAGCUCCAAAACCGUAAAUCAUCCAAGAAGAGCAGAAGAGGUGGAAUGAUGAAGAAGCGGAGAAGGCUCUCAGAGACUGAAGAAAUUAAUCAUAAUCAAAUUGGAAUGCAGCAAAACCAAGAGAGGUUUGGAUUUGAACCAGGACCAGAGUUCACACUACAGAUGUUUCAGAAGUAUGCAGAUGCCUUCAGUGAUCAGUAUUUUAUGAAAGAAAAAUGCAGAGAUUCACCACCAUCAGUGGAAGACAUUGAAGGCGAGUAUUGGCGCAUAGUUGAAAGGCCGACAGAAGAGAUAGAGGUAAUAUAUGGUGCUGAUUUGGAGACUGGAACUUUUGGCAGCGGGUUUCCAAAGUUAUCUCCUGAAAUGAAAUCUGAUGUGGAUGAUAAGUAUGCACAAUCUGGGUGGAAUCUAAACAACUUGCCUAGACUACAAGGUUCAGUUCUUUCUUUUGAGGGUGGUGACAUUUCUGGUGUUUUGGUGCCUUGGGUGUAUGUCGGCAUGUGCUUUUCAUCAUUCUGCUGGCAUGUUGAAGACCAUCAUUUGUACUCACUGAACUACAUGCAUUGGGGUGCUCCAAAGAUGUGGUAUGGAGUUCCAGGAAAGGAUGCUGUGAAUUUAGAGGCUGCAAUGAGGAAACAUCUACCUGAGUUGUUUGAGGAGCAACCUGAUUUGCUUCACAACCUGGUUACUCAGUUUUCACCAUCAUUGCUUAAAUCUGAAGGAGUACCUGUCUACCGUUGUGUUCAGCAUGAGGGAGAGUUUGUACUGACAUUCCCACGGGCAUACCAUGCUGGUUUUAACUGUGGGUUCAAUUGUGCAGAAGCUGUUAAUGUGGCACCCAUUGAUUGGCUGCCAAUUGGACAAAAUGCCGUUGAGCUUUAUCGUGAACAAUCUCGGAAAAUAACUAUCUCCCAUGAUAAGCUAUUGCUUGGGGCUGCAAGAGAAGCAAUAAGAGCUCAGUGGGACAUCCUAUUUCUCAAGCGGAACUCUGCUGAGAACUUGAGGUGGAAGAGCAUAUGUGGACCUGAUAGCACCAUAUGCAAGUCGCUGAAGGCACGAAUUGAGAUGGAGUUAGCACAAAGAAAACAUAUAUGCUCUCCAUCUCAAUCUAGGAAAAUGGAGGCUGAAUUUGAUUCUACUGAUAGGGAGUGUGCAUUGUGCUACUAUGAUUUGCAUCUUUCUGCUUCUGGCUGUCCAUGUUCCCCAGAGAAAUAUGCUUGCCUGGUACAUGCAAAGCAGCUUUGCUCAUGUGACUGGGACAAAAGAUUUUUUCUAUUCCGUUAUGAUGUCAAUGAGCUAAAUAUCUUAGCUGAUGCUUUGGGGGGAAAGCUAAGUGCCAUCCACAGGUGGGGUGUCUCUGAUCUUGGAUUAAGUUUGAGCUCAUGUGUCAAACGAGAAAAAGUCCAAGAUUCCAAGACUGUUCGCAGAUUAACUGAUGGCCCAAGACGGUCCUACAUGUCACAGGCAUCAACAGUAUCAUUGGUGCCUUCUUGGGAACAGAAAAACAAUGAAAAUAAGAUACUGGAUGUAGCUAGUCCAGGUAUGAAUUUGGUUAAAAUAUGUCAGGAGACGAAUAGUGCCUGUCCUUCAGUAGAGCAGAUAAAACCGGGAAAUGUCUCACCACUGAAGGAGCCGUGCGUGAAGAAUGAAUUAUCCUGUCCAGCAAAUAGUGAUGCGAGCCAACAACAAUAUAAUGGAGGGACUGGAGGCCACAAAGGCUCAGCACCAAGCUUGACAGCUCCUUCUUGGCAAUCAUUUCCCUCAAAUGCUGUGACAAGACCCUUAGUUACUUCAAGUGAACCCAUGAGAAGUGUGCAUGGCUUGGCAGUACUUAAAGAGAGUAGAGAAACUUAUUCUCAAACUGGAGACGGUACAGCUUCACUUGGUGAGCAUCAUAACAGGUCAUUGUCAAUGAUUGACAACGGAGCCAACAUGAAGCCAAGUCUGGGAAGCUCAAGCAAUUCUCAUAGGUUGAUGGCAUCCGACUUCAAUGCAGCUCUAUGUCACUCAUACAAGGAUCGAGUACUCAUAACAUCAGAAACUAAUACCUCAAUGAUGCCUGAUAAAGAUAGCAGUCAGGCCCGUACUGUAAAUCAGCAGUUUGUCAACACUGCUUCAGGAACACAAAGUACUGCAAACCAGCAGUUUGCCAAUACUGUUUCAGGAACACAAAUUGCAUCUCAGGAAGCAUUGUGCAAUGUCUCUGCUUCAAAGCCACUCAUAGAUCCUUCAGUUAUGAAAAAUUCGUAUGGUGCUUUUGGUUCAGGCAGUGGCAGCGCCCAUCGUGGGCAUCCGGCUUUUGGUAAUCAGCAAUUAAAUGAGAGGUGGCAUCAAAGACAAUCUGAUCCUCUAUCUGGUGUGGAAGUUAGAGCUAGGGGCCAUUCAGCUAUGAUUAUGCAGCCUUCUUUGGAAAAUCACAGCAGGAAUGGAGUAGCACAGAAGGGUCCUCGCAUAGCUAAUGUUGUGCACCGAUUUAAAUGCUCUGUCGAACCUAUUGAAAUUGGUACUGUGCUAUCUGGGAGGUUGUGGUCCUCAAGCCAAGCAAUCUUCCCAAAAGGGUUUAAGAGCAGAGUAAAAUACUUCAGCAUUGUGGAUCCAGUAGAAAUGACAUACUACAUAUCUGAAAUAUUGGACGCUGGCCAGCAGGGACCUCUUUUUAUGGUGACUGUAGAAAACUGUCCUGGUGAAAUUUUUAUUAACGUCUCUCCUUCCAAGUGCUGGAAUAUGGUCCGUGAGAGGCUCAAUAUGGAAAUAAGGAGGCAGCUCAGUAUGGGUAGGGCUAACCUUCCUACACUACAGCCUCCAGGAUCAAUUGAUGGCUUUGAAAUGUUCGGCUUGUUAACACCAGCAAUAGUUCAGGCAAUUGAGGUUCGGGAUAGAGAUCACAUCUGUACAGAGUACUGGCGGUCCAGGCCUCAUGUUGUCAUUGAGGAUCAAGACAGUCAGCAUAUGCCACCUCAGGAUCCACUGCAUAUUGCACUGAGGGGCCUCUUCCAACGGGCUAAUUGUGAUGAACUGCGAGCAUUGCGCAGUUUACUGAUGAGCAAUAGAACUCUGGAUGAUAAUUCUAGGCAGCAGGCUUGCCAAAUCCUUGAUGAGGAGAUUGCGAAGCAAUGGCGCUGACCAGCGUAAAUACAAGCUGUUGUACUGACCAAUCUUAGAUAGCAUGAUUUUUUUUUACGGGAUCAAGCAGUUUUAACUCUGAGGCUUGCUUCUUUGGUUGCCCUCAUGCCCAUUCUUUCCAUUCUCGUGUCCAUACUCCAUUCUUUAUUGUAUGUGGUGUCAACAAGCAUGAGGCUACAGCCACAUCACCAAUUCACCCGCAAGGAAGUCACAAGUAAGAAGCACACGCAUUUGUAAUGGCAUAAUGAUUUUUUUAUUGCCAUUUCGUCGUUCCUCAAGAUUUUGUGAUUAGUUAAUGGCUAAUUACUUUACCAACUGAUAAGGGUAAGCGACUUAUUAUACAAUGCAACUGGGUCAUCAUAUUCCUUUGUUCUUGAAAUCCGUUAGUCAUGCAUGCUUGUCUGAUGUAACGAGAUCCAUGCGUUAUGGAUUCUGUAUCCUUAUUGGAUUCUUCCAGAAUUUGUAUUCUUCUCUGGAUGAACCACUAUUUAUGUAUUCUCGUGGCAUGCAUGGUGUAACUUUGACUAACACUUUAGUAUAAACUGAAUCAGCUGUCCAUGCAUGUGCCAACUCCCUUUUAACAAACCAUACACUCGAUUCUUCUUAAGAACUGAUAUGUAUCAUUCCUUGCUCUGUCCUUAAGGACUAGCUGAUGAACGUUGAUUGGCAACUUUGUGAACA